AUGACUGUGGACGUAGCCAAGAACCAACCGUCGGUUCUACUCGUAACCGAAGAUCCGCCAGGCACCGAUUAUGCGCCACUUGAUUUAGCAGCCUAUCACGCAAAGGACACCAAGAUUCUCGAGCUUUAUCUGACAAAAGUGGAGAUAGACCAAUGCGAUUUGAACGGAAUAACUGCCCUGUACAGCUCCGCCAUCCCCUCUAACGCCGUAUCCGCUCGCUACCUGUUAGAAAGGGGUGCAGACAUCAACCAUCGUGACAUAGGCAGCCGAACUCCAGUACACGUCGCAGCAGCCUUCGCAAAGAACGUGGAUUUCUUCAAUAUUUUUCUAUGUAAUGAAAAGGUGGAUCUCGGAAGCUGCGACGAACGCAAACUAAUCGUCCUUACUUAUGCAAAGAGUAACCAAUUGGGGCUGGCAGAGGCAAUCUUCAGUCGUAUUGAAGAGAAAAACAAUGACUUACCUUUCGUGCCAGAUGCUAAUUUAGAAAACCAGCAGAGAAACAACGAGUUGUACGGCUUGGCAGCCAAUGGGUUAACUGUAUGUGUGUCACUGAGUCGGAAUGAAUAUAAAGGUGAAGAUUAG
Molecule: messenger RNA, 582 nt
Organism: Daphnia pulicaria
Lineage: Eukaryota; Metazoa; Arthropoda; Branchiopoda; Diplostraca; Daphniidae
Product: serine/threonine-protein phosphatase 6 regulatory ankyrin repeat subunit B-like
Exons: 2
Coding region: 1-582 (193 amino acids)
Molecular function (GO): protein binding
Source: RefSeq, a predicted model, not a curated record